This is a messenger RNA of Trichomycterus rosablanca, 3538 nucleotides long. RefSeq lists its product as uncharacterized. The record is from RefSeq and is a predicted model, not a curated record. Lineage: Eukaryota; Metazoa; Chordata; Actinopteri; Siluriformes; Trichomycteridae. The transcript is spliced from 5 exons. The coding region runs from base 533 to 1318 and encodes 261 amino acids.
AAAAUGGAUAGAAAGUGCUCGUAACAUGUUGGUACCUUUUUGUGAGUUAGUCUGAGUAAUGUGGAGCUUUAUAAAGGAUCUAAGCUGCACAAGUUAUUUAAAUAAGCGUAAAAAGGCGUACGCACGCACGCGCGCGCACACGCGCCCACUCCUGCGCACACACACACACACACACACACGCGCUCACGCACGCGCGCCUCGAGUCGGGCAUGUCGGGCUGCGUAUCUGCGACAAAAGUUUGGGAUCGGAGGAGUGUCGCGGGUUCGGAUCCGGUGAGGAUGCAUUACUGAACGGAUCUGCACAUUAGUGCUGUGUGCUGCUGUUCAGGGCCUGGGUAUGACUGUCUAAAUAGGAGGAAUUUGCUUGAUCCGGGUUCAUGUUGUUCAUCAGAUCUGCUCUCCAAGUCUGUUUUGCUUUUAACUUGGAAACUUGGGGUUCUCUGAUAUCAUGGUGAGCUGGAUCCUUACAGUGUUUAACUCCAGGCAUGGAAAAGUAAAGGUCUGAUCAAAAAGUAAAAUUCAGGAUUGGCACCAUGUUGAAGACCCUGACUAAAAAGCUUAGAAGACAGUCUCUCAAUGAAAUCCAUCCUUUCCAACUGAAGGUCAGUAAACAUAUUUCCUACCAUGGCAGUGAGGAGGGUGGAGAGAGUGAAGAUUCAGAGGGAGAGAACCAAGAGCUGGCACAGAUCGAUAGAGAACGACGCAGAAACUGUGUUCUGACCCCCCUGGCCACCAGUCAGCAGCCUAAUCAAAGUCUCCUCUCCCCGGGUCGUGUGAGGCGUGUACGCCUGCGUCUAGAGCCCACCAUAGAGCGUCAUAGCUCAGAGGAAGAGCUGGAGCACAUUGCAGGCAUUGCGGGCACUCCGGGCACUGAGGGUGGGCGCAGAUGGCACCGGCACGGUGAGGUCAGCAGCACCUCCAGCGACGAGGAGGUGAAGGACCUGUGUGAACCCAACGCCUCGCCCAGCCCGGUGCUGUUCAGCUCGUCUCCACCUCGUGGACUCAAACCCACACACACCCCGACACGGCUUCACGCCAGGCCCAUCAUCCUCAGCCAUUUCGAGCAGCCUGCCGUUCCAUACUGGAGGCACCGGAGAGAAGCUGGUCGGCCGAGUCUAGACCUGGAGAAGAUGCAACAGAAAAUGCUCCUGAAAAAGAACUGCGGUGGCAAAACAAGGACAAUCAAGAUCCGGAACCUGAAUGGCAGUCGUCACCCUCCCAGAUACUCCUAUGAUCCGUCCAUCUUUGCCUUCCGUUCCCUAAGUACAGCUCCUCCGUGCAGCCCCCUGCUCUCAACCGACGAGCCUCCAUGUGCUUGAGGAUAUCACCGGAAAAACCCUUCAGAGACUAAAUAGCACAGCUUAGACCAGGCAGACUUCCAUGUUAAGAUGUUAGGUUAAAGGCAACGUCCACUGGAUCUGAACCUGAACACAGUGCUCAUGUAGAAAAACAUGAAGUCGAGUUAUUCCAGAAGAAACAGUAAGAUGUAACAGUAACAGUAGACCAGUCUUCCCCUUUUGCUUUUUAAUUGUAUCUCAGGAAAAUCCUUUCUACAAUAACAAGGCUGUGGCUAAUGUGUGAUGACCGAGAUGCAACCAGGAGAAUUAAAUAUGAUGAAACAUAAUUGGUGCAGCAAUGAUGAAGUUAAUAGAAAGGGUUUUUUGCUCAAAGGUAUUAUAGCAAAAGCUACGUCUGUGUCCACACUGCAACUGAUUCAUACUGAUUUCUUCUAUCCAGCUCAAACAAGCUAUGAUUUGAGUGCACUUGAAUCACUUCAGCUUCUCCACUAUCUACAUAUAAUUUGCAUUAAACACUGUAGUUCAUGUAGGUGGGGGUUAUCAAAUAAUGUAAAAGCAGGAAGGCAUUACAGGAAACAAUAAACAAAGAAAAACAGAUAUAGGUUUAGCAAAGGCGAACCAUCAUGGCCUUCUAAAUAAUAAGUAAGCAGUUCUAAUUUUAUCUACUCAGAAUUUGACAAUCAAAAUUUCAACACAUACAAACUAUGCAAAUAAAUCAUUAAUACACCGAGCAGCCAUUACAUUAAAAGCACUUUGUAGUUCUACAAUUACUGACUGUAGUCCAUCUGUUUCUCUGCAUGCUUUGUUAGCCCCCUUACAUGCUGUUCUUCAAUGGUCAGGACCCCCACAGGACCACCACAGAGCAGGUAUUAUUUGGGUGGUGGAUCAUUCUCAGCACUGCAGUGACACUGACAUGGUGGUGGUGUGUUAGUGUGUGUUGUGCUGGUAUGAGUGGAUCAGACACAGCAACGCUGCUGGAGUUUUUAAAUACCAUGUCCACUCACUGUCCACUCUUAUUAGACACUCCUACCUAGUUGGUUCACCUUGUAGAUGUAAAGUCAGAGACGAUCGCUCAUCUAUUGCUGCUGUUUGAGUUGGUCAUCUUCUAGACCUUCAUCAGUGGUCACAGGACGCUGCCCACCUGGCGUUGUUGGCUGGAUAUUUUUGGUUGGUGGACUAUUCUCAGUCCAGCAGUGACAGUGAGGUGUUUAACCCCAUCAGCAUUGCUGUGUCUUAUCCACUCAUACCAGCACAACACACACUAACAUACCACCAAAGUGCUUCUAUAUGGUAAGUGGAGCUGAUAAAAUGGACAAUGUGUGUAGAAACAAAGAGGUUUUAAUGUUAUGGCUGAUCAGUGUACAUUAAAGAAGCACCUUUGUCUUUCGAUUAGAGCUUUGUUGCCUCUGCUGUUGCUGGAAAGAACAUUGGUGAUCAGUGGUUCAGCUUUAAAUGUAGACAGGGCCAAGCAAUAGUAAUUCAAUAGAAGACCAAUUUCAGAUCAAAGUAAAAUUGACUGUAUUGAUCAUAUCUUUUUUCUAAAUGGGAGGGCUUUGUUAUUGCUAAUUUUAUGACAAGUUCCACCCACUGUGAAGACACCAAACUUAUUACAAUUGAGAAGGAAUUGUUGAUUAUUUUUAAAGCAAAAGAUACGUUGCAUGACCUGCCAUCAGCCAUGCAAAAGGACAGAAGAAUGGACAUGUUUUUUUAAGUAAUGCGCUGAUCAAGGGUCAGUUAUUUAAAUCUUAAAUCUUAAAAGGUCGUCAUGCCAAUUAAUUUGAUUUUGGUUGCUGCUGACACUCUUGGCUGCUUGGCUGUUAGAGGGUUGAAGUUGAGUCACGGUUCAGUAUUGAGGUUUAGUGUCAUUUUGGAAUACAAUUAUGUAGGCUGUCAAUGCAUUGAGACUGCUUCCUUGGGGAAAAAUAACCUAGACGGCUUGGGCUCAAGCUGGGAACUACACAGGAGUUGCCAAAAGUGCCCAAAAUACAGCCACAAAAUAAAAAGCCAUUCAGAAACCUUCUAAAUCAAAGCCCUGUAUGUAAAGACGCAUAACGUGUUAUAAAGAGCACAAAACAUAGACCACUAUGUGGUUUACUCUGGUAUAUAACAGACAAAUCUGUCAGGUAUAAAGAAGAAUAUCUGUAAAUUUCCCUUUUAAGGUCUUCCUGCAGUGUGAAUGUAGCCCAUGGUUCCUCACAUUAAGAUGCUGCAACAGAAUAAUAAUAAAGAUCCAUGCUUGUA